AUGCAGAACCCGAGGCUGAAGCAACAGCAACACCAGGCCUUGAUGCAGCAGGCUUUACUUCAACAGCAGUCUAUUUACCACCCUGGCCUCUUAGCAGCUGCUCCUCAGAUUGAGCCAAUCCCAAGUGGAAAUCUGCCUCUGGGGUUUGAUCCAAAUACAUGCCGCAGUGUGUUUGUUGGGAACGUUCACACACAGGUGACUGAACCACUUCUUCAAGAGGUUUUUGCAAGUACUGGUCCUGUGGAAGGCUGCAAGCUUAUUAGAAAAGAAAAGUCAUCCUAUGGGUUUAUUCACUACUUUGAUCGUAGAUCAGCCAGCCUUGCUAUUAUAAGCCUUAAUGGAAGGCAUCUGUUUGGGCAGCCUAUCAAAGUCAACUGGGCAUAUGCCAGUGGUCAGAGAGAGGACACAUCAAGCCACUACAACAUUUUUGUUGGUGAUCUCAGCCCUGAAGUUACUGAUGCCAUGUUGCAUGCAUGCUUUUCUGUUUACCCAAGUUGUUCUGAUGCUAAGGUUAUGUGGGAUCAAAAGACUGGACGUUCUAGGGGGUUCGGAUUUGUUUCGUUUCGGAAUCAGCAGGAUGCCCAAAGUGCAAUAAAUGAUUUAACUGGAAAAUGGCUUGGCAGCAGGCAGAUACGUUGUAAUUGGGCCACGAAAGGUGCUGGAACCAGUGAUGACAAGCAGAAUUCAGAUGCUAAAAGCGUAAUGGAACUAACGAAUGGCACCUUAGAAGAUGCUAACGAGGCAACAAAUAGUGAUAUCCCUGAUAAUAACCCUCAAUACACCACCGUGUAUGUUGGUAAUCUUGCUCCAGAGGUUACCCAGGUUGACCUCCAUCGCCACUUCCACUCCCUUGGUGCUGGAGCAAUCGAGGAAGUUAGGGUUCAGCGCGACAAAGGAUUUGGAUUUGUAAGAUAUGGUAGCCAUGCAGAAGCCGCUAUGGCCAUUUCACUGGGAAAUAAUCAAUCAUUUAUCUGUGGUAAACAAAUCAAGUGUUCAUGGGGUAACAAGCCAACUCCACCUGGAACGAGCUCAAACCCGCUCCCACCACCUGCACCUGCACCUGCACCUUUCCCAGGCAUUUCAGCCACAGACCUUCUGGCUUAUGAGCGUCAACUUGCAAUGAGCAAGAUGGGUGGCGUACAGGCGUUCAUGCAUACCCAGGGGCAAAAUUCUCUGAAUCAAGCAUCUUUGGGAAUGGGUGCUGGUGCCAGCCAAGCCUACGAUGGUAGUUUCCAGAAUGUCGCUGCUGCUCAGCAGCUCAUGUACUACCAAUGA
Fraxinus pennsylvanica is the source of this 1275-nucleotide messenger RNA. NCBI's taxonomy places the organism in Eukaryota, Viridiplantae, Streptophyta, Magnoliopsida, Lamiales, Oleaceae. The record is from the annotation of a GenBank genome assembly.